Dentiscutata erythropus is the source of this 524-nucleotide messenger RNA. The record is from the annotation of a GenBank genome assembly. Lineage: Eukaryota; Fungi; Glomeromycota; Glomeromycetes; Diversisporales; Gigasporaceae.
AUGAAUUCUGACUCAAAUGUUGAUCAACUGAAUCCCAUUCAACAUCAACAUUAUGGGCGUUAUGAACUCGAAGAGCAACAAAAUUUGGCAUUUUCUAAAGAUCCAAUACAAGAUCAAAAUAAAUCUACUCCUUUUCAACAAAACAAUAUUCAUCUUAAAACUCAAUAUAACUCUGCUCCAAUUAGUCGAAGCCCACAUACUCAACAUGGUUACUACCAACCACCACCUCAACAAAACUAUCACAAUCAAGGCCCACCACUGCAGCAAGGUUAUAUUAAUCAAGGACCAUCAACUCAACAUUGUUACCUCAAUCAAGGACCAUCACCUCAACAUGGUUACCUAAACCAAGGACCAUCACCUCAACAGAAUUAUUUCAAUCAAGGUCAAUAUGGUUAUUUCAACCAAGGACCAUCACCUCAACAGGAUUAUCUCAAUCAAGGACAAUUACCUCAACAUGGCUAUCUCAAUCAAGGGCCACCACUACCUCAACAAGGUUAUUAUAUGGGUCAACCUGGACAACAACC